Messenger RNA from Synchiropus splendidus (mandarinfish), 2158 nucleotides. Its product is annotated as spindlin-1-like. The record is from RefSeq and is a predicted model, not a curated record. Gene Ontology annotation, biological process: gamete generation. The coding region runs from base 402 to 1121 and encodes 239 amino acids. The transcript has 5 exons. Lineage: Eukaryota; Metazoa; Chordata; Actinopteri; Syngnathiformes; Callionymidae.
UCGAUCUUGCUCACGGAAUGCUGGGAACCGAACCAGCGCGUACAUGGCGAUGCUGGUCCUUUUGUUCAGUCAAGCUUAUGUUUAGAAAGCCUGGCACCGAAUUCCCAGGAAUGUUCCCCACAACAAGAAGCAACAGACACCGGACGUGAACGUUAGCCACCUAGCAUGCGUUCGUGUUUUUGUUUUUGCAUUCCACGACGACAUGUCGACACUUGUCCCGCUGGAAGUGGUUGUGUGCAGCGUUUUAUCAGCUGUUGUGGACACGUUACGCAAACGUGGAGAAAUGUAAACUGAAGUUAGCGCGUAGCUAUUUCUGCUAGCGUUAGCAUCGGGCUUGCUCUGUUUACAUCCGGUGACUGAACUACUUAAUAUGAGAUAAGCUUGUGAAUAUAUAUGGAAACAUGUCGAAGAAACGAGGCAGGAAGCGUAGCAGCGAAGAGCUGAGCGAGAGCUCUGCUUCAACCUUCAGUCCAGAUCCUGACAACCUGCUGGGGCGCAGGAUCCAGCACAACUGGAGAGAGAAGGGAAACACCACCAAGUGGAAAGGCACGGUCCUGGAGCGGCUCACCGUCAACACUUCUCUCUACAUGGUCAAAUAUGACGGCUUCGACUGCGUCUAUGGCAUCGAGCUCUUCAAAGACAACCGGGUGUCAAACCUUCAGGUUCUGGCAGAGAAAGUUGUGAAUAAUAAGAUCAGGGUGCCUCCCGGGGCAGAGGAGCUGGUGGGUCGGGCUGUGGAGCAUCUGUUCGAAAAGGAAGACGGUGAGAAAAACGAGUGGCGGGGCAUGGUGCUGUCCCGAGCCCCCAUCAUGACCCACUGGUAUUACAUCACCUACGAGAAGGACCCCGUGCUUUACAUGUACCAGCUGUGGGACGACUACAAGGACGGAGAUCUGCGCGUUUUGCCGGAGUCAGAAAACAAGCACCUGCUUCCAGCCGACAGGAAACCGGGGGAGGAGCCGGAGAGUCUGGUGGGGAAGCAGGUGGAGUACGUAACAGACAACGGCCUGAAGAGGACGGGUCUGGUCAUCUACCAGGUCCCUGCCAAACCCACCGUCUACUACAUCAAGUACGACGACGACGUCCACAUCCACGUGUACGACCUGGUCAAGACCACCUAAAACUGACUGUGGGACAGCCAACCUUUUUACCUGGCAGGACCUCACCCUUCAUAGUGUUACAGUUUUUAUCUUCUCCAGCAGGAGGCGACGUGCCGAAGAUCAGAACGUUUGUUUUUUUUGUUUUUGUUUUUUUUAUUUGAACACGUUUUCUUUCAUUUUAAACAUAUUACAAGAUGUCUUAUUUUUGCAUAAUCACCUUUAAGUUAAGCUCAAUGUUCUUCGGUCACCUUAAUUGUGAAUAGAACAGGUCUGAGACCGGUUGUACAGCCCAGCAGAUGAAAUGGAGCUCGAUGGUUUUGGUUCAACCACACGUGUAUAUUUACGUCUUCAUCUCUGAAUUUUUGAUAAACUAAAUAUAAAACUAAAAGAAUUGCAUUCGCUCUGAUGCAUCUGUGUUUAGCUGGUGUUUCAUUUCACCCUUAUAUGCUAUUUAUUUCUCCGGGGAACUCGGCUGCUGGUGACAACUGCUUUGCUUUCCUGAAUAUAGAGAUUUUGAUCUCAGAUGUCACAUUGUUUGGCGUUUAUUUGUCACCUGACUGAAACUAAUGUUCUUUAUGUGAAGUUCAGCAUCUACCCUGAGAUGUUUCUGUGUCACUAUUUAUGCCUCCUGAUGUUGACAUGUUGAGCAGGCCUGCAUUAUUUGCCAAAUGUUAACUGAGAUAUUUAGGCUACAAAACGCAUUAUUAUCCAGAAUAUUUUUUUUUCGUUGUCAUGUAUAUAUAAUCUGAAAUUAUAUUAUGAUUUUAAUCCUAUUUUCCUGUCGAUUGUUGUCGAAUGCUCUUGGCUGUGGAUGUAUAGUUCUGUGUGACAAGCACAACAUGUUUUGUUUAAGUCUGACCAAAUGUAAAAGGCAUUUUUAGCAGAUUGGCUACAUGAACAUAUCUUGGUCUGUUUUGAAGCACUUCAGAGAAUGCAACGAUUGGAUUGUUGUUCCUCCCUUCUGUGAAAAUAAUUUAUAAUCCGUAUCAAUGCUAGUGUAGCUUGAAUUUGUGACGUCACCUUUACACUAUGAUGUUAUUUUUAAUUAAAACAUUUCA